Molecule: messenger RNA, 2666 nt
Organism: Tarenaya hassleriana
Lineage: Eukaryota; Viridiplantae; Streptophyta; Magnoliopsida; Brassicales; Cleomaceae
Product: FT-interacting protein 1
Exons: 2
Coding region: 153-2444 (763 amino acids)
Source: RefSeq, a predicted model, not a curated record
UAAGAGAAUAAUUUGUAUUUCUCUCUUAUUAUCUUUGUGUAUCUUUUGAACUUAUUCUAAUUUCCCAGGAUUAUCUCCUAAUCUCAGGGAUCAAGAUUUCAAAAAGAAGUGAACCGUUAACCUUCAUCAUCUUCCUUCCUGCGAGUACGACAAUGGCGGAUAACGGCGGCGGCGGCGGCGACUUCUCCCUGAAAGAGACAUCCCCCGACAUCGGCGCCGGAAGAGCCAUCUCCGGCGAGAGGCUGACGUCAUCCUUUGACCUGGUCGAGCGCAUGCAAUUCCUCUACGUACGCAUCGUCAGAGCCCGUGGCUUACCCACCUGUGACUCAUUCGUCGAAGUCAGCAUCGGAGCCUACAAAGGAAGAACAAAACAGAGCUCUAACCAGAGCCCUAACCCUGAUUUCCACGAGGCCUUCGCCUUCACAAACGAUCGCCUUCAAGGGAAUAUCUUAGAAGUCGCUGUCCGAAAGAACGACGAGAUUCUCGGCAAGUGUAAGUUCGAUGUUGCAGAGGUUCCGACCCGUGUUCCUCCCGACAGUCCAUUGGCUCCGCAGUGGUACAAACUGGAAGACAGAGACGGGAACAAGAUCCAUGGCGAGAUCAUGUUGUCUGUCUGGAUCGGAACUCAGGCCGACGAGGUUUUUCCCGAAGCUUGGCAUUCGGAUUCCGCAACAAUCACAGGCGAAAACGUUGUGAACACUCGUUCGAAAGUGUAUCUAUCUCCAAGGCUUUGGUACUUACGGGUGAACAUCAUCGAAGCUCAAGAUCUUGUUCCCCUUCAUCGGAACAGGACAAAUCCAGAGUUGUUCAUAAAAGGGUUUCUCGGAAACGUCCUUCUCAGGAGCCGAUUCUCACAGGUCAGAAGCCUGAAUCCCAUCUGGAACGAGGAUAUGAUGUUCGUGGCGGUUGAGCCAUUCGAGGAGACGCUAGUCCUCAGUGUGGAAGACAAGGUAGGGAACAGAGAAGAGUGCUUAGGGAAAUGCGAGAUAAGGUUAUCGCAGGUCGAGAGGAGGGUAUUUCCAGGUCCUGUAAUGGCGUCAUGGUACAACAUCGAGCACAUAGAGACCGAUCAAACCAGGAGAUUCGCUGGUAGGAUUCAUCUUAGAGUUUCUUUAGAUGGAGGGUACCAUGUUCUUGAUGAAUCUAUUCAGUAUAGCAGUGAUUACAGAGCUUCAGCCAAGCUGUUAUGGACACCAGUCAUUGGUGUGUUGGAGCUUGGGAUCCUCAGUGCCUCUGGUUUGAUGCCGAUGAAAUCACGGGAUGGGCGUGGAAUCACAGACGCAUAUUGUGUCGCCAAAUACGGGCAGAAGUGGGUGAGGACGAGGACGAUCGUCGACAGUUUCUCCCCAAAAUGGAAUGAGCAGUACACAUGGGAGGUAUACGAUCCUUACACUGUCAUAACCAUAGGAGUCUUUGAUAAUCUCCACCUGUUACCUGCGAAUAACUGUGGCUCUAUGAGAGAUUCGAGAAUCGGGAAGAUCAGGAUGCGUCUCUCGACGCUCGAAACGUCGAGGGUAUACACACAUUCUUACCCGCUCGUGGUUCUGAAACCAGAUGGAGUGAAGAAGAUGGGAGAGAUCCAACUCGCUGUGAGAUUCACCUGCGGAUCGAUGAUCGAUAUGCUUCAGAAAUACGCCGAACCAUUAUUACCUCAGAUGCAUUACACAAAUCCUCUGUCUAUCUACCAACUGGACAGCCUCAGGAGCCAAGCGACUCACAUUCUCUGCAUAAGGCUAGGCAGGAACGAACCGCCCAUCGGGAAAGAAGUUGUCGAGUACAUGCUCGAUGUCGGAUCGAACAUGUGGAGUUCCAGAAGGGGAAGAGCGAAUUUCGAGCGCCUUCUUUCCUUCUUCAACGCCUUGAUCUAUGCCUGGAACUGGUUUGACGGGAUCUGCAAAUGGAACAGUCCUACGAAAACUCUGCUUACCCAUUUCGCAUUCUUGAUCAUAUCUUUCCUCCCGAAUAAAUUCAUCGCCGCUGUGCUCUUGUACUGCGUCGUGAACGGGCUGUACAGAUACCGCUUGAGACCAAGACACCCUCCCCACAUGGAUAUAAGGUUGUCCAGAGCCGAUUCUGCAUUACCCGAUGAGCUGGACGAGGAGUUCGACACUUUCCCCAGCUCGAAAUCCGGGGAUGUGUUGAAGAAGAGGUAUGAUAGGUUAAGAGGGAUUGCAGGGAAGACCAUGAUGGUGUUAGGAGACUUAGCUACGCAAGGCGAGAGAGUUGGAAACUUGUUGACUUGGAGAGAUCCAAGGGCAACAGUUCUGUUCUUGGUGUUCUGUACUGUCCUUUGUGGAGUUAUCUUCACUGUGCCUAUGAACUUGCUGAUCACGUCGAUCGGGUUUUACGCUAUGAGGCAUCCGAGGCUUCGGAUCAUCGAUAUUCCUUCGAUGCCUCAGAACUUCUUCAGGAGGCUGCCUUCAAGAGCUGAAAGCAUGUUGUGAUGAAACCAUGCUUGCCUUUUUUUUUUUUUUUUCCUUGUUUUUGUUCUCUUUCAGGUUUCUGUUUUUUUUUUUUUGUUCUCUUUGUUGGGGUCUUUGAGAUGUUUGGUAGAACACUGGAUGAACAAAAAUCAACGUGUUGUAUUCAUCAUUUUCAUUUACGAGGGUCGGUCAUGAAAAUGGGUCAUUCCCUCACACAACAGUGGUUUUGUUUUUUUAACACCC